CAAUAAAAACAAUAAAAACGAUAAUGGACACAUUACCCAACAAAAUGAAGCAUUCAUUGAGCGGCGCAGAAACUUGCGCAUUAAACAAAACGUGUAGGUUAUGCCUUCGCGUCGAAAAUCAUUUAAUAUCGAUAUUUACCGAAGAAGAAAAGUCAAAAUGUUUGGUUUCUCGUAUUCGAGAUUGUUGUCCUAUUACGUUGGAAGACGACAGACUACCGAAGAUGAUAUGUCACGAAUGCGAGGAAAAGGUAGCCGCUACGUUCGAAUUUCGUGAACAAUGCAGAAAAUCGGAAAAUUUCUUGCGAUUAUAUUACGAAUCGUGUAUCUCGGACAAAUUUGAUCUUGUUAAAAUAUCAGAUUAUAAAACUGUUGUGGAUUGCAAUGUUGAAGCUAAUUCAAAUAUGACGAAUCUUGAUGUAAUCGAUUUGAAAGAAGAUCGGGGAUAUUCGGAAAAGAAUCAACGAGCAUUUAAUGAACAAAGGAGUGAAAAUUCCAUAUUAAAAACACAAUAUGAAAGGAAAAAAAUGUUAGAAUCAAAAAUUGUUCAUAAUGAAAUUGUGAAAGAAAAGGUAAUGAUAAAAUCAAAAAUAGUAUCACAACCAUUUUUUAACGAUGAUCGAAACCAUAAUGAAGAAGGAAAAAAUAAAAAAAAAGAUAAGAUGAUCGAUCAAAUUUAUUUUUUCAAUGAUGAACAUAAAUACAUAGAGAAGGAAAGCGGCGAUAAUAAUUCUACGGAAAAGGUACAAAUCUGUAAUGAUACAAUGAAAAUGCCAUAUCUGUGCGAUAUCUGCAGCAAAACUUUUGCAUCGAAAUCUGGAUUGCGAUUUCAUUUGAAAUCGCAUAAUGCCAUAAAGUCUUACCCAUGUCGAUAUUGUGAUAAACGAUUUGUAAUUCCUAGUUAUACCAAAAGACAUGAAAAAAUUCAUAUGGGCGAUAAACCAUUUAUUUGUCAAUAUUGUAGCGCGACUUUUGCUUCUUCGAAUGGUCUAAAAUAUCAUUUAAGACUUCAUACGGGUGAAGCAAACUAUCCUUGUGAAAUUUGUGGCAAAUCUUUUUAUCGACAUAAAUAUUUAAAGGAACAUAUAUUCACACACACAGGAGAGAAACCAUAUAUUUGUAAAACGUGCGGCGCUUCCUAUGGAAGUUCUGGCAGCUUGUUCGUGCAUAAGAAAAAGUGUAAAACUAUAUAAAUUAUUGUAUAAAAUAUAUAUAAAAAAUAUAUAUAAAAAAUAAUGGACAUAAAUA
This is a messenger RNA of Apis laboriosa (Himalayan honeybee), 1245 nucleotides long. Its product is annotated as myoneurin-like. NCBI's taxonomy places the organism in Eukaryota, Metazoa, Arthropoda, Insecta, Hymenoptera, Apidae. Gene Ontology annotation, cellular component: nucleus. Bases 24 to 1190 code for a protein of 388 amino acids. The transcript is spliced from 3 exons. Gene Ontology annotation, biological process: regulation of transcription by RNA polymerase II. Gene Ontology annotation, molecular function: zinc ion binding; RNA polymerase II cis-regulatory region sequence-specific DNA binding; DNA-binding transcription factor activity, RNA polymerase II-specific. The record is from RefSeq and is a predicted model, not a curated record.